AUGGUCGCGGUAACGUUCGGCGACAGCACGGAUGAAUACCAUCUGCUGCUCGAUUCAGCGGCGAGCAAUACCUGGGUUAUGAGCGAGGAGUGCGAAAGCGAAGCGUGUAAGACGCAUGCGACUUUCGGGACGGCGGAUUCGAGUACGCUGAAAACCGACGCAACAACCCACUUCAGCGUAACCUACGGCACAGGUUCCUCCUCCGGCCAUCUCGCAACUGACGUCCUCCACCUCGGCCCCUCCCUCUCUCCUACCCUCACUUUCGGCCUCGCAACGAACGUAUCCGACGAGUUCCGCGCAUACCCCAUGGACGGCAUACUCGGCAUCGGCCGCGGCGUCCAAGGCACAGGCGACGAUGAAAUCGCUGCACCACAAAUCAUGGACUUGCUUUCCAGCCAGGACCUCAUCGGCGCAAAGAUGUACGGUAUACAUUUGAGUCGGGGCGAGGAUGGGAAGAUGGACGGUGAACUGAACUUGGGAGAAGUGAACAAAGAAAGGUUUACCGGCGAGUUGAACUAUAUCGAUUGCGUAGACAACGAGUCAGGGUUCUGGGAGAUACCGUUGCAAGAUGCUGGUGUAGACGGAAAGUCUGCUAACCUUCCCACUGGAGUCGACCGAACGGCGAUCAUGGACACAGGCACAUCCUUCAUCCUCAUCCCUGAACCAGAUGCGCUGGCUCUACAUUCCCAAGUUCAGGGCUUCGAACAGGAUGGCGAGACGUUCUUCGUGCCCUGCGAUACGAGCGCUGCCAUACAAUUCUCCUUCAACGAUCGUGUAUACAACAUUUCCUUUGCGGAUUGGGUGGGGGCUAAAGAUGACGGGUCGGAGCUGUGCAGGAGCAAUAUUGUAGGCAGGAAGACAUUUGGCGAUAAUCAGUGGUUGGUGGGCGAUGUCUUUCUCAAGAACGUGUACAGUGUAUUUGAUUUCGAGGGCAGUAGAGUGGGAUUGGGUGUGUUGGGACAGGAGCAGGAUGUUAUUGCUGAGAGUGAGAGUUCUACUGGUACCAUAUCUCCUUCGGCAUCGAGGACAGCAACUGGGACUGGAGGAGCGAGCUCGAAUACAGCGGGUGCCGGACAACCUCAAGAUCAGGAGGGCGCUGCUGCUGCGAGGUCCUCGACUUCGACGUCCUUCUUCGCGCUGGUUGGAGCGCUUGUUGCGCUUUCGAUUUUCAUGUAG
This is a messenger RNA of Alternaria novae-zelandiae, 1176 nucleotides long. RefSeq lists its product as uncharacterized. Lineage: Eukaryota; Fungi; Ascomycota; Dothideomycetes; Pleosporales; Pleosporaceae. Bases 1 to 1176 code for a protein of 391 amino acids. The record is from RefSeq and is a predicted model, not a curated record. Gene Ontology annotation, molecular function: aspartic-type endopeptidase activity. Gene Ontology annotation, biological process: proteolysis. The transcript is spliced from 3 exons.